AUGGGUGUAAUUCGAAAGAAGACCGCCUCGCGCGGUACGGAGGCUGGGACGAAAUACCACUGUGAUAUUUGCUCUGUGGAUGUAACCUCAACGGUCCGCGUUUCCUGCGCCCAUCCCGCUUGUCAUGAAUACGACCUCUGCGUUCCCUGUUUUGCUGCUGGAGAGAAAUCCAAGAACCACGACCCGACUACGCAUCCAUACCAAGUGAUUGAGCAGAAUUCGGUUCCCAUUUUCCAGGGGGACUGGGGGGCGGAUGAGGAGCUUUUGCUACUGGAGGGAGCCGAUAUCUACGGCUUAGGAUCGUGGGCUGAUAUCGCGGACCACAUUGGUGGCUAUCGGACGAAGGAGGAAGUCCGGGAUCAUUACAUUAGCACCUAUGUGGACAGUCCGAAUUUCCCGCUACCAGAGCGCGCUGAUCCCGAUGAUACACGACUUUCCGACUCGGUCUCCAAGGAAGAAUUCCAAUCACGAAAGAAGCGACGCAUCGAGGAGCGCAAGGAAGCGGCCAAGGUGGCUCCCCCGACCACGCCGAAGCAGAAACCAACUGCCAGUGUACCUGCAUGCCAUGAGGUACAGGGUUACAUGCCUGGGCGGUUGGAAUUCGAGACGGAGUUCAUGAAUGAUGCUGAAGAGGCGGUGCAACACAUGGCAUUUGAGCCAGGCGCUGGGGGGACUACGAACGGCGAAACGGAUGCCGAGAUGGAACUGAAGAUGACGGUGGUCGACAUUUACAAUUCCCGACUUACGGCUCGGACGGAACGGAAGAAGGUCCUGUUCGAGCACGCUCUCCUCGAGUACCGGAAGAACACGGCGUUGGAGAAGAAGCGCACCAAAGAAGAGAGAGAUCUUAUAAACAAGGGCAAACCGUUUGCUCGGAUGAUGAACCAUGAUGACUUUGAGGAGUUCAAUAAAGGCCUAGAAUAUGAGCACAACCUACGGCUAGCGAUUUCACAGCUGCAGGAAUGGCGACAGAUGGGAAUCGGAGACCUCAAGGGCGGAGAAAAAUACGAGCAAGAGAAGCAGCAACGUGCGCAGAAACUCGUGCCACAAGGAUCUUUCGAUCGGUUCGCCAGCACACGCCCGAAGCAGUCGCAACUUCCGGAGCAGCCAUCUGCCGCCAAUCAAUUGACAACACCGGAACUCCCGCUGCGGUUACAGAAGGCAUCUGGCACUCCGAAGCCCCCGGAGCCCGUCAAUCCGCCGCUGAACGAUUUUGAUCGGGCAUUCGCCAGCAAUGGGGACGGGCUCAGCACUCCUCAGUCGACCAAGACCAAGUUCGUGGUACAGCCGCUGAACGGGGUGAUACCGUGGAAGUUGGAGAACGAUGGCGCGGCAGACCUGCACUUGUUGACCAAGGAGGAGAUUGAAGUGUGCAACGUGCUUCAUAUCCAGCCGAAACCGUAUCUCGUGAUCAAGGAGACACUGUUGAAAGAAGCAAUGAAGCAGGGGGGGAGCUUGAAGAAGAAAGACGCACGAACCAUCUGCAAAAUCGACAGUAACAAAACCAGCCGGAUCUACGACUUUAUGGUGCACAGUGGCUGGAUCAACAAGGCGUAG
Aspergillus tanneri is the source of this 1557-nucleotide messenger RNA. It is a transcript of the gene adaB, whose product is annotated as chromatin-binding transcription regulator ADA2. Gene Ontology annotation, molecular function: chromatin binding; zinc ion binding; transcription coactivator activity. The coding region runs from base 1 to 1557 and encodes 518 amino acids. Lineage: Eukaryota; Fungi; Ascomycota; Eurotiomycetes; Eurotiales; Aspergillaceae. Gene Ontology annotation, biological process: regulation of transcription by RNA polymerase II; chromatin remodeling. Gene Ontology annotation, cellular component: nucleus; SAGA-type complex. The record is from RefSeq and is a predicted model, not a curated record. The transcript has 3 exons.